Messenger RNA from Olea europaea var. sylvestris, 1383 nucleotides. Its product is annotated as ELMO domain-containing protein A. The record is from RefSeq and is a predicted model, not a curated record. The coding region runs from base 341 to 1213 and encodes 290 amino acids. NCBI's taxonomy places the organism in Eukaryota, Viridiplantae, Streptophyta, Magnoliopsida, Lamiales, Oleaceae. The transcript has 10 exons.
AAAACCCAAUAUUUCUCUGUCCACAAUGAUGUUAAUGAAGCAAAUUGCCCAUUGAUUGCGCUAUGAAUCUUGCCUUUACAUGUCACUCCCAAAAGUGUGAUUUUUUUCCCUCUCUAUUCGUGUUCCUAGACAUACAGGAGCAUAUAGGGAUUUAAUUUUAAGGUAAUAUUUUGUUGGAGAAAUUGGGAAAUGGGAGAGUUUUCGAAUGAUUAGGGGUUGAAUUAGAGGAGCCAAGCAUGGGUAACUGCAAUCACUGGAUAACUGUAUCAUCAACUCUCUUUUGCUUUACUUUUUGCUUAGAAAGGGUUGGAGAUUCUGACCUCUCACAUUUUUGUCUCUGAUGAGAUUAAGGCGUAGAAAAUGUAUCCCUUCUUGUUCCUCUAAUAGAAGAGUUGAUGAAGAUGAGCUUUACUGGGACGGAAAAAAGCACGAUGAAGAUUCGGCUUGGUCGCUUAAUUCUACUCACGUAAUAUCACAGUUAGCUCAGUGCUUUACUAAUGCUAUGGUUGGACCACGAACAUGGAUAGGAGGAAUGUUUAGCCGCUCAGGCAAUAAACGAUAUGGAAGCGGAAAAUUUCUUGACUACACUUUAAGUCCUACUCAGCAGGAACAAAGACUUCAAACGCUUAAAGAACGAUUAGGAGUGCCUUUUGACGAGACUCGCCUUGAUCAUCAAGAAGCUCUCCGAACCUUGUGGGAUGCUGCCUUCCCGGAUGUUAAGCUUAAAGGUCUAAUCUCUGAGCAGUGGAAGGAUAUGGGGUGGCAAGGAGCUAAUCCAUCAACUGACUUCAGGGGUUGUGGCUUCAUUUCGCUUGAGAACUUGCUUUUUUUUGCCAAAUCUUAUCGGGUUCUUUUUCAGCGAUUACUUUCUAAGCAAGGUGGAAAACGUGCAGCCUGGGAGUACCCAUUUGCUGUUGCUGGCAUUAAUGUUACAUUUAUGCUGAUUCAUAUGCUGGAUUUAUGCUCAGCAAAACCUAAAUGUCUUCCAGGCCUUAAUUUUGUUAAAAUAUUAGAGGAAGAUGAACAGGCAUUUGAUGUCUUAUACUGUAUAGCAUUUGCAAUGUUGGAUGCUCAGUGGCUUGCCAUGCAUGCGUCAUAUAUGGAGUUCAAUGAGGUUUUACAAGUAACAAGGACACAACUAGAGCGAGAGCUGUCUUUAGAAGAUGUUCACAGAAUGCAGGAUCUCCCAGCUUACAACCUGUUGUAUCAGUAGUUUUGGUUAGUCCAAAAUUAGAAGCAGUAGAAUUAUCCUAUGUAAAUUUUGUGUACCGGCCCAGUUUUGCAAUUAUUUUGUAAUCAGGAGUAUGUUAUCUUGAGACCAAUUUAACUGACUGGAUGUAGUGUUUUUCCUUCUUUAUAUCCAUUCCGAAUCAGCUCUGAUAA